UGAUGUUUAAAAGCUUGUCGUCGCUGUCAAACCUCUGUCCGUGUUGUUUUGUCGAGCCUCGGCAGCAGGCAGGACUCAUUAGAGAGGAAUCCCAGCAUAUGGCAGGCUGCUGGCGGCUCCCCUCCCCCUCCUGCCGUCCGCUCCGCAGCAGCAGCAGGACAGAGGUAGCUCAGUUUUUGAAGCCGUGGCAUGAAUGAUCUCAUCUGAACCUGAUCUCCGCUUUCCCUGCCGUCGAUCCUAUGACCGAGACGGGAAUAAAAUAACACAAACACGAGGUGAGUACGGCCACCCGAGCCGCCGCGGAUCGGCGUGUGAGAAACCGGGGGUAAUAACGGAGCGUUUGUUGUGUGUGUUUUUUUAGGGAACUUAACAGCCUGGCCGCGGAGAAAACUCUUGUUUUUGGCUAGAAAGGAGGAAGGACCGCGGAGGAUGGGUGGGUGGGCGCUCUUAGCUAAUUAGCCCGCUAGCAUUCCGGUUCUUUUAUAGACAACAAAAAAAUAUCCACAUAUGUGCCAGUAGCGUUUAGAGCUUCGACCGGGGCGUCGUUUUUUCCCCCGUUUCGGUGAACAUUUUUUUUAGCCCAGUUAGCUAGCGGCGGCCCGGUUAGCCUAGCUAGCUAGCUAGCCGGCUAGCUGUUAGCUACUAGCGCAAAAUGGCCUCAUUGUCGCUCGGUGGCUCUGAUGCUGAAAAGACAAAGCAUGCGGCAGUCCCGGCCAGCAGCCCCCGGCUGCCUCUCACAGCGACCCCACCGGGCCCGGUUUAACACCCGGGAGCGUGUUUUUAUCGUGUAAUGACCGGUAAAGUAUGUGAAAUGUGAGCUGCGGUGCUGUUAGGGCUGUUUGUUCAUUAUUACGGCGGGCUGUGAAAGUGGUGGGGGAUGGGUCAUGCUAGCAGCCAUUGACGUAAAGCGGAGCUGCAUUUUGUUUGGCUUCCUACAAGAAGCUAUUUACAUCUUUAACCUGUCUAACACUGUGUUUAGCAGCUCUGCCUGACCCUAUUUUACAUCCAUACAACUGUGCUAGUCUCCGGCUGCGUUAAUUCAAACCAGGUGAUUUUUCUUUUCGUUUUUUUUCCCCUUCAUUUCCUGGUGUGUGAUAGUUUUUGAACACCACAUAUGUCAGCAUUUUCUUGUUAAAUCUCGCAGGAACAGUGUGACAAAGUUCACCCUGAAGGCCCUAAAAUAAAAAUAAAAAACAGCAGGAGUGAGUCGGUGUAAAUGCAAAGAAUGUUACUAAGCAUCUGUGGCAGACAAAAUGGGUCAUUUAAAUACACAUAUUUGAGGUUUUGUUGGCAGCAUUGUGAAUGAUUGGUGCUUAGAACAGCAAAAUGGAUUUAUAACACUGAAAACAUGCAGGAAUUCAAUGGUCUCGCCUCUAUUUUACGUCAUAUUUUUGUUGAUGUAUUGUCUUUCUCAUUAUUGAGAGCAAUUAUUUUAAUCCAUCGUGAUUGAUUGUGAAUCAAAUCAACCUUUAAUGUUAUUUAGCUGUGCAUACAACUGUAGUGCAGGCAGAAUGAGAAGGCAUUUCACUAGGAAUCUAAUAAUAAUAAAAGGACAUAAUUUACAACACACAUAUAUACUUACACCUGAGAUGUAUUGCAGUUGAAAUUAAAUUGAAUUUUUUUUUUUUUGCCCGUAGAAAUUAAAUUUAAAUAGUGUCCAUAGUAGCAGCCUGGACUGUAUUAUAAUAGUUUAAAAAUAAAACUAAAGUGCAGUGGUACAACAAUUAUUCGAUCAGUUUUCAACUAUUACACGAAAUAGUCAGGUUGAGUAAUUUUCUAAUGCUUAAAUAUAAAUGCUUUGAUCGGAGCUUCUUAAACAUGAAUUGAAUUUCCUAAUAUAUUACAGUAAGUUGGAUAUCUUUUGGAUUUUAGACAAAACAAGGCUUUUGAGGAUGUCAUUUUGGGCAUAAAUCACUGUUUUUUAGGCAUUUUAAAUAAAGGAAAAACCGAAUAACUCGUCAAUAAAUUAAUCAGCGCUUUAAAAAUCAGCAUUAGUUGCAGCAUCUACAUGAUUUUUAUUUAAUUUGAUUUAGGCAAUAAAGAAAUUUUAGCUCAUUUUUGUUAUUAAUAUGUCAUUAUUAACAUUGUAUAUGCAGUGUUUUCAUAUAAUUUUCAGUUGAAUUUGAUGCCUCAAACAAACGUAUAUAUUAAAAAAAGGAUGUACGUUUGUUUACACUUUCUUUUGAGUAAAUAAACUACAGUUGCUAGUGUUGCCAGAAGGUGGCGCGAGAGGCUACAUGGAUGUAAUAAGCAGAGUAGAAGAAGCUAUAAACAAAAGCAGUUGUUUUUAUUUUCUGUCACAAAAAACCUCAAAGAACAGAAAAAUGUAAAGCUGUCUUUUUAAUCAGAAGCUAUAAUUUAUCUCGUUUUUUAAAUUAAAAUGUGUUUUAAUGUCGUGCUAUGUGCAGUAACUCUUUUUCCAAAAAAAUAUAAGCCACUUUAGGCAAGUGUAAGAGCUUAUUUUGCAAAAUCUGUUAAUUUUUUUCUCAAAUUUUUGCCAUUUUUAAUACUUUUUCCUAAUGCACAUAAAGCUAUUUUGAUUGAUUAUUUGUCUGCUCCAGAUGCCUAAUCAGAGUGAUAGAAAUAUAUUCAUUCCCAUUCUGUUUUUCUUACAGUAAUGACAGUAUAUAAAACAAAUAUUCACCAUUACUCUGUAGAUUUUUGGUGUUUAUAAUUACGUUUAUUUCCGAGUAGAAUCCUUGAGAUUUAACCCCAAAAUGCUAAACUAUUGGGUGUUCAAAAAAAAAAACCUGUACAAAGAAUUCUGUCAUGUCCAACACUGUUUUCUCUUCUCUGUGCAGCGUACUUUCUCUCAGGUUGUAGGUCUUCCUGGUUGUGUUUCAUUUCUGUUUUUUUUGUUUGUUUGUUUUCAUUUAUUUUUUUACACGCUGCUGUUGUUUUUCCUUGAAGGAGGAUAGCUCUCUGUAGUGUCUCUUGUUUAACAGGGGCCAGCCAAAAACGCACCACACAAAGAAGACAACGCCAUAAUUGUUUUCUCACUCUUUUGUAUUUUUAGAUCUCCGGGCACCUUCAUAAAUGACCUUUUUCCCCCCUUAUUCUGUCCACUGUCAGGAAACGUUGCUCUAUGCGAGCGAGGACUACAUUAGAGCCACUUCUUUUAGCGGUGUGGGUUUUUUUUUUCCUUAAAUGUGGUGCAGAUUUAGUCCACCGAUCGGUGGGGAAUAUUAUGUUGGGAUUUUAUGUGUAAAGGGUGAAAUAAAACUGGAUAAUUCUUGAUUAAAUGUGUGAUUGUAUGCUGCUUUAAUGUACAUGAAAGAGGUGUUUUAAGAUGCUGCACGAGCGCACAAUGUGUUAAUUUGAAGGUGGUAUGUAAUUUGCACAGAUUAUAGGGCCUCAGUUUGGCCUGGCAUCCCAAAAUGAAACAUUUAAAGAAACACAAGUUCUGCUUUUCUUGGUGCAGGGAGAUGGAGCUUUUGAUUUCUGAGCAGAAACGAGGGUAGUUUGUGCAAAAAUGAUGAACUCACUGCUGUUUGAUUUCUGUUCUGUAAACCCCAAAAUGCUGUAUCAGUAUUAUUCUCAUCAUCACUGUAACUCUGAUUGUACUGUUUGUGAUUAUUUGUAAAGGAAUGUAUCACAAAUAGGACUUUAAAGGAAGUGGAGUCAUUCACCCCAACGCCCUGCCCCACAGGUUUUACACUGAGGAGACACAGCCGGACGCUGCUAACUGUUUUACCGUCCGAUGGGGGCUGCUGCCGUUCAGAGCUCAGUCUCCUGUUCACUUGCACUUAUUCGGGGGAGUCGGAGGGCCUUAAACGCUGGCAGGAGUGUUGUUUUGUUCCUGUAAGACAUGUGUUGAAGUGGUGUUUAAUAAGGAAGAUGACUCUACUUUUCUUCCCCUCCUUCAGUGACGAGAAAGUGAAAAUCUUGUUCAACUAGUUUUUUGAAGCGUGGCGUCGUGUGUAGACCUGGAAACCUGAUACCCCCUGUAAACAUUAGUGGUUCAUGGUGGUUUAUUGUACUGUGAAUUUGUAAACAAAAUGCCAUUAUUUUUCACAUUCCUGUCACUUUUACCCCUUAAAAGCACCUUAUAUUGAUUAGGAUAUCCUUCUGAUUUUCUUGAUCACAGGUGGCAGUGGGUGAAAAAACUCUAAGUGCACUGAUCAUGUAACUUGAGUGCUGUUUUUGUUUUCUGACAAAGGUCUGUGUAGUCUGUGCUUACUUUGAUGCAGCGUCCGCAUUUAGUUGGUAACCAUGCUAUUUUCGGUGGCUCAGUGGUCUGUUAAAAGUGUGGUUGUUCCGCCCAGCAGGAGUCUUGCCUCAGACUGGCCUAAAAUGGGCAGAAAUGGUGCUGAACAAAAGCUGCUUGUCGCUCGUACAAAAGUACUUGAAGCGUUGCAGCCGGGACCAAGCUGCAUUUCUAUUGCCUGUGCCUCUCAACAGGAAAGAGAGACAACAUGUUCCCGAAGGGCACCAAGCGCAAGUUCUCAGACUCCGGGGAGGAGCCGGUCUCCGGGGGCGACCAGGGCCCUGCAGCUCCGUCUGCGGCCGCUCGGACGCUGUCGUCCUCGUACAGCCUGCAGCGGCAGUCGCUGCUCGACAUGUCGCUGAUCAAGCUGCAGCUCUGCCACAUGCUGGUGGAGCCCAACCUGUGCCGUUCGGUGCUCAUCGCCAACACGGUGCGGCAGAUCCAGGAGGAGAUGACCCAGGACGGCACCUGGCAGAUCAUGACCCAGGCGCUGGCGGCCGCCCAGUGCCCGGCCGACCGCCUGGUGGCCACCGAGGUGCUGUGCAGGCAGACUGAUGCGGCGGCUCAGGCCGGCCAGAGCCCCAAGCCCUUCUCGGUGGUGGGCCUGGAGGAGGGCUACCACUCGGAGGAGGUGGUGAUGGAAGGAGACGUGGAGACGGAGGUCACCAUGUCCACUUUGUCCCCCGUCUCCCCCCAGCUGUCCUCGGCUUCCUACCUGGCGGGGCCCUUCGGCAUGGGGCCCUGCUGGGAGGAGGAGGAGGAGGAGGACGGCGAGUGCGAGGAGGACGAAGAGGAGGACAGCGAGGAGUGUGUGUCGGAGGGCGAGGAGGCCGAGCGGGACCACCUAAGCGCAGACUCCAGGACAGGGGAGCAGGUUUUUGGGACUUUUGAGAUCAAGCACCCGGCGCCGCCCCCUGACCCGGCGCUGGAGGAACUGUUUUCAGACGUGGACCCGUCCUACUACGACCUCGACACGGUGCUGACGGGCAUGCAGAGCACCCCCAAAAUGGGGCCUUACGACCUGCUGGAGAGCCUGUCCUCCCACGGGCCGACGGCUCUGAGCUCCAGCUCGAGCUGCAGGUCGGACCUGAACGAACUGGACCACAUCAUGGAGAUCAUAGUGGGAUCCUGAAACUGCGAACAUUCCUCUGGCCUGUACUGAUCCCACGGACUCUUCCCAGACUAUGCACAGCUCGGCGUGUGCAUGUUCUGUGUGUGGUGUUGUUACGCUCGGAGAUUGCUGCGGGUUUUUGGGAACAAAAUGGGAAAUUAACGGCGAGUCGAGUGCACCACUGGUCAAAAGUUUUGAGACGGGUUCUCAUUUAUUUGAAUAAGAAAAUGUCUCAAAACUUUUGACCAGUAGUUCAGAGCGUGGGCCGUUAGAGUCCGCCUCCUCUAACGGCAAGUUGGCAGCUGCAGUCGGGGACCUUUAGUGUUUGAUCCAAACGAGUAAUUGGCAGUUAAAGAUUGUGAAAUUAACGAAUCGGGGGUGGGGGGGUGGGGUGUAGCGGCAGCACAGUUAGUUUCCCACUUUGUUGCUGAACUCUGAAACUCGACAAGAUCUGUGAGAAGGCAAAGAUAAUUACCUUAUACCAUGAUGCAUUCUUAUCUACGUACUUUCCAUGUUUACGUCUGUCAUCCAUUCUGUCUUACUAGCUCCUUCUGGUCGUUCUGUCCAUCUCUAUUUAUUGUUACAUGGACCGAGGAACAACUCGUCACACUACACGCAUCGCAAAACCAGAACAAAUUGUAAAUCCAAAUCUAUGAAUCAAUGCAUAUUUUCCUAGAGAUUUGAGCAAUUAUGAAUGGAAUAUAUGUAUAUGUACGUAUGUGUAUAUAGAAAUAUAUUUUUUGCAUUAUACAGCUGGGGGAUUUUUUGCAAGCACCAUUUGAUAUUAUUUUUUUUUUUCCUUCCCUCCCAAGCGGUUUUUAAGAUUUUAAUGUAGCCAGACUCGAGACAGUGUCUUCCCAUGGUUUGGUAUAACAAGUCGACUGUAACCGGUAACGGGUGGCCGGCAUCGUCACUCUGUCCAGGCGCUGUUCCUUUUCAUUUCCUUAAAAGCUUUACGCAGGGCGGGGAAGUGACUGUCGGAUAAAUCGGUCAUCUCCCUGCUCUGCUUUCAGUACAGAUCCAAUAACAGUAAUAAUAAUAAUAAGCAGCAGCAGCUUUUUUCCUUUUUUUUUUCCCUUAAGCAUUUGGAGAAACCCCGGGGUGAUAACUGCAUCAAGAAGAAGCCAUAUUUCUUUCUGGAACUCUGUGUGUUAACCCAUCUAAUUUAUUGUUGUUUUAUUUAUUGUAUUUAUUGUAUCUAGGUACAGACAUGCCAUAUUGACUCAUCGAUUCAACCAUGAGGCCCGGUGAAAUUAUAUUUACCCAAAUUUUGCCCUCGGUUUUGAAUGCAGUACCUAUUUAUUCCUCUCUCUUUUUUUUUUUUUUUAAUAAUUAUCAGUAAUAAUAAUAAUAACAACCGGGUUACUAUUCAAAUUUACUAUGCAGCUCUGUCAUACGUGUUUCAAAAUGACUGUAAACAGCUCGAAAGUCCUUUAAUUCCUUUUAUGCAAACAGUUGCCUUUUCUCCUGAAUACGUGGAAAAAUCAAAUGCAUUUUUCAAAAACAAAAAAAAGUCGCUUAUCGUCAUGAUGAAGAGAUUAACUCAGGCAAACAAGAUGUAUUGACUAGAAUACAGUAUUACGACACGCUUGAUACCUUACCACAACACUCCUGAAGGAUGUCACUCUGGUCUGAAUGGGAGCUAGAACUUCAAAGACUAAUUAUCGUUGUAAAAUGUAUGCAUUUUUAUAUUGAAAACAAAAAACAUUGUAGCAUCUUUGUAAAUAUUUUUUAUAAUAAAAGGUGCAACUAUUGAUUA
This is a messenger RNA of Acanthochromis polyacanthus (spiny chromis), 7077 nucleotides long. It is a transcript of the gene cdca4, whose product is annotated as cell division cycle associated 4. The transcript has 2 exons. Gene Ontology annotation, cellular component: nucleus. The record is from RefSeq and is a predicted model, not a curated record. Gene Ontology annotation, molecular function: transcription regulator activity. Bases 4416 to 5339 code for a protein of 307 amino acids. NCBI's taxonomy places the organism in Eukaryota, Metazoa, Chordata, Actinopteri, Pomacentridae.